AUGGGAGGUGCAGUGAGUUGUGGGCAAAACUUCAAAGAAAAGCUCGAUUCGGAUGACUCAAUUCAGAUCUUAAACUUUGGCAUAAGUACAUGGGUGAUUCACCUUACAGCUGAUCCUGUUCUCCUGUUCUGUGCUCAUCAUCAGUUGCUGGAGACGCUACUUUCUUGCGAAGCUCGGAGCCUUUUGGGGACUUUCCGUGUGUUGGUUGCAUCUAUCUCAGACAAGGUCUUACUGUGGCUAAGUUUAUUCUGGACUGCAAAUCUCAAUUCAGAUGAAGAAAAUUCAUGUAGAUCUGAUUCUUGUAAACAAUCGAUGAUACAGUUUGACGUGUAAUAUUGGGAUGUGGUCUGGCAGAUCUGGAGGGUAAGUUAUGUGUAAAGAUGUAAAAAGACAUAUCCGGACAAAGAGGGGGUCCCUAAUUUCAGGGGGUCUGAGUCCGAAAUGAUCUUUUGUCAUCAGACCUUUGCCAUGACAGGUGCGCUUGCAUGGCAGGUCACCCAAAAUGUUAAUAAAAAUAUGAGAUUUUUUGGUUUUGGGGGCGAGAUCGCACGGGGUUUUGCCCGGGUUCUCCCCCCAUGGUGUGGUGUUUCGUGUGUUGCUUGUGCCUUUAUUAUGCUCGACCAAAUACCCCAAUCGAAGCAAUCCCGGGCAUUCAUCAGCUAAAUGAUUCUAAGCUCCCGAACCUGCAGAGAUGGCUGUUGGUUUUUCAUAUGUUGGAGAUCAAUGGUUCGGCAGCUGGGUAGAUGGCAUCACGAAGAAUGGGGAGAGGUUGAUGGUGUUUUUACAUUUGUGGGAGACGGAAAGUUGCAAUAAAAUUGACGACCAUCCUGAUUGUGCGGUGAAGCAGGCAGAGGCUCGGAGUCUGCAAAGGCUUGUUCUUUAUGACUGAACGAGCAUCAGAGUUCGUGUCCAAGUGUUAGGUGCUGCUUAUUGCUGCUUUUAUUCGUGGUCCGAGGGC
Molecule: messenger RNA, 958 nt
Organism: Ilex paraguariensis (yerba mate)
Lineage: Eukaryota; Viridiplantae; Streptophyta; Magnoliopsida; Aquifoliales; Aquifoliaceae
Source: the annotation of a GenBank genome assembly